Messenger RNA from Psammomys obesus (fat sand rat), 390 nucleotides. RefSeq names its product GUCA1A neighbor (gene Cimip3). NCBI's taxonomy places the organism in Eukaryota, Metazoa, Chordata, Mammalia, Rodentia, Muridae. The record is from RefSeq and is a predicted model, not a curated record. Bases 1 to 390 code for a protein of 129 amino acids. The transcript is spliced from 2 exons.
AUGGUACAGUAUUUCGAGGAACACAGCAGGUCCAUGUUCGAGAUCAGAGACAGCAGAGUGGACUCGAAGCAAUCCUCAGUCACCAGGCAUAAGAAAAAGAUUCCAUCAGGCAAAGAGGUGAAGGUGCCACCGCCACCAUUGUCCCAAAAGUGGAAACGGGACUAUGAGCAAUCUCUGAUGACAGCUUAUGUUCCAGUAGUGGUGGGCCCUCGGGGGCAGAGCCUGGACAAUAUCAGGUUCAAAUUCUACACCCCCUGCUAUGCCAACUCUCUGAAUCCCUUCUACACCUUCCAGAAGCCCACCUGUGGCUACCUGUAUUGCAGGGAAACUGACAACACCCGCAAAAGGUUUAAAGUUCCUCCGGCAAACAUGAUCUUGUGGCGAACCUAG